AUGUCAGAGAUCUCUCGUUCUCAAGCUGAGCAAAGGCAAGCUCAGCUCGAUGCUUCAAGACAGUGUCCGCCAUUUGGAGACGCCUGUCCCGCUCAUGUUCGAGAUCGUUGCGAAACCCUUGUGUUACGCGAUCAAAGAAGCUCUCGGGAACACACGGAUCCCCACGAUCGCGUGGAGAGCGUCUUUCCUCCUCCUCCACCUCCAUUAGAGGACUCUCGCGGUGGCCAGCGCUAUCUGGUUGAGCAGCUGUUGAACCACCGCGACGUGAACGGACGUCGGACGAGUUAUCUCGUCCGGUGGCGCGGCUAUCCCCCGUCCUGGGAUACUUGGGAGCCCCACUCCCAACUGAUGGUUGACGUACUGGGUCUGGUUGAGUAG
This is a messenger RNA of Peronospora matthiolae, 378 nucleotides long. NCBI's taxonomy places the organism in Eukaryota, Oomycota, Peronosporomycetes, Peronosporales, Peronosporaceae. The record is from the annotation of a GenBank genome assembly.